Eleginops maclovinus (Patagonian blennie) is the source of this 685-nucleotide messenger RNA. RefSeq names its product galactose-specific lectin nattectin-like. Lineage: Eukaryota; Metazoa; Chordata; Actinopteri; Perciformes; Eleginopidae. The coding region runs from base 203 to 556 and encodes 117 amino acids. The record is from RefSeq and is a predicted model, not a curated record. The transcript has 4 exons.
UGAACUUCAGAGACUACAUCAGUCUCUCUACCAGUAUGGAGGAGAGGACUGAUUACAGCCUUUAAUUUCUUCUCCUGUCAGAUUAAUAAAUAUCUGCUUUACUCUCCUUCUAAUCAUCUACAACAACGUUUAAGAUGACCCGUGCUGCGACACAUGCAAGAUCUGCCCUGCUGGAUGGACCCAGUUUGACGGUCACUGUUACAUGUACCGGCAUACCCCAAUGGUCUGGGCUGAUGCAGAGGUUGCCUGCGUUGCCAUCGGUGGGAAUCUGGCAUCGAUCCCAGACAAAGCGGUGUACGAAUUCAUCAGAAGGAUCAUAAACACAUCGACUAACAAAGAUGGAGCAACUUGGGUUGGAGGCAAUGACUCGUCAAAAGAGGGUGUGUGGAUGUGGAGUGAUGGUAGCAAGUUUGAUUUCCAAGGCUGGCCCGUUGGCGAGCCUAACAACGCUGGAAAAGAAGAACAUUGCAUGGAACUGAACCUCAAAGAAAAAGAUUUCCCCAACGACACAAAGUGCUCUUCAGAGAUGCCUUUUGUUUGUCGCAUGCGCCUGUGAGGAUCCCCGCCAUGCGAUUUCAAGUCUACCAGGGUAUCAGGCCUCGAUGAUAUCACUGUGAGAAGACAUAUCAACAUUUUUGAUUUAAAAUGUUGCUGAUAAAAUAAACAGAUACAUCCUGUUCAACAA